Messenger RNA from Cryptotermes secundus, 3970 nucleotides. Its product is annotated as zinc finger protein 708. Lineage: Eukaryota; Metazoa; Arthropoda; Insecta; Blattodea; Kalotermitidae. The coding region runs from base 347 to 2119 and encodes 590 amino acids. The record is from RefSeq and is a predicted model, not a curated record. The transcript has 3 exons. Gene Ontology annotation, cellular component: nucleus. Gene Ontology annotation, biological process: regulation of transcription by RNA polymerase II. Gene Ontology annotation, molecular function: DNA-binding transcription factor activity, RNA polymerase II-specific; sequence-specific DNA binding.
UUGUUUUGAAAAUUGUACGUCUUCAGCGGUCUUCAGGGAAGGUUGUGUGCUGGUUUUACGUUUUACUGUAACUGCUGUAUUCAGUAUCACAAAGCAGUAUAGCAUCCGGUAUCGGUUAUUUGUAAUAUUUCAGACCGCUGUAUUGAAUACUGGGGAAUUUUUGAAACGCGAUUGUGAGGUGUGUUGGAAAAUACCUGUAGCAUGUGGCAAUCAUCCAGACUGACUAUGGGUCAUUCACCUUCCUAUCUGGGCUGUUUCCUCAGGAAUAAAGCUUCAGGAACUGUGAAAUCAGCUGAGGUGACUGGAUGUCUGUAAAGAGAGAACUUGACUUCAGUGUUCUGCAAAUAUGGCAUCCUCCAUCACCAGUGCAAAUAUCACCAAUAUUGAGAGUGACCCAGAUGUGACGUUUAGAACUUCAGAUGAGAAUUCUGGUGAUAUGGCAGUAGUAACGUUCAAAGAAGAAGCCUUAAGUGAUGAUGAAAGUAUUUUGAAUUGUGACAGUAUUGAUGAUUUCUAUGAAUUUGCAGAUACUUCACUUCCUGUGGAUGUAGAGUGUUCAGAAUUAGUGAAGGAUAAUGUAAUACAGGCUAGUAAUGAGACACCAAAACAUGGCUCUAUUCUUGUAAGCUUACUUGCUGAUUCUCCACUGAAAAGUUACCAACAAAUGUACAUUGAUGUUGGAACUACUACGAAUAGUAUUUCUGAGUCCUCAUUAAAAUUCAACUUGAUGGGAAACAAAAAUAUAAUUGAGAAAUAUCAACAUCAGUCAGAGGUUACAAGUCCCCUCAAAAUAGAUAAAGGGAAGGUGGUGCAACUAGAACCUCAGAAGUCUCAAACAGUAGAAACACAGGUGUCUCAGCCUGUUGAGCAUCAGUUCAAGUGUCUUCACUGCAGUGAAGUAUUUGAGCUUAAAAGUCAGCUAGAAAUGCACGAGAUUGGCCAUAAGCAGUUUAAAAGUUGCAGUAACUCAUUGUCAAGGCAGGAGGUAAUUAUAAAAGAGGAAGUUUUGAGUGAUGAUGAAGUGUUCAUGAAUGAUGCAUCAGCUAAUGAAUAUUAUAAUACUGAAGUUACUUCGCUUCCAGUAAAUGUACAGUGUUCGGAGAUUGAAAAUCCUAACUCUGUUAGUCUUGGAAGGAACACAUCAGAUAAUGGUCUGAAUGGCAUAGAUGUAUAUGCUAAUUCUACACUGAAAAAUCAUCAUGGUAUUCGUAAUGAUGUGGACUCUGCUUUGGGAAGUGAUACUAAGUUAGUAAAAUUGUGUUUGGCACCGAACAAAGAUACAAUUAGAAAACAUAGAAAACACACCACAAACUUGGGAUCUGUUAAUAUGACUGUUAAAAAUGUAAUGCGACAACAACAGUUUGAGAUGGAGCCUAAGAUUGCACGCUGUUAUGGGAAGUCUGUUGAACAUCAGUUCAAGUGUCAGGAAUGUGGUGAAACAUUUGAGCUUAAAAGCUAUCUUGUAAAUCAUGAGCUUAGUCAUGAUCGCUAUCGAAAAUACAAGCCACCUCCAACGGUUGAGUAUGUGAAGCCAACACAUGCAACAAACUGUGCUGAAUCUGUUAAUGUGAAUGUUAAGAAAGCAAUGCAGCAGCGGCAUGAGAAGAAAACCAGUUCUGCACCCUCUUCUUUUGCAAUGUGUUACAUUAUGAAUCAAUCAUAUAGAACAAACUAUCUCAAUUCCGUAAAAGUGAAUAAAAAAAAAGUGCAGCAGCAUCUUAAACGGCUUAUGCGGCCCGCGGUUCAGCCCACUUGUGACACAUCAUCUGAAGGACAUCGGUUCAAGUGUCAGGAAUGCGGAGAAAACUUUGAGCUAAAAAGCUGCCUUGUAAUGCAUGAGGUUAGUCAUGAGCACUCUAGAAGGUACAAUUCACUUCCAAAGCUCAAAUAUAUGGAGAAGCCACAUGCAACAUACUCUGCAGUUGGAUCUGUUACCGUGAAUGAUAAAAAAGCAAUGCGGUUGCAGCUUGAGAUGAAGCCCACAACUGAAGACUCUUAUGAAACCGUAUCUGUUGAACAUAGGUUUAAGUGUCAGGAAUACAGGCAAGCUGUUAAGCCUAAAAGCCAUCUUUUAAUCCGUGAGAUUGCUCAUGGAAGAUACAUAACGUGGUCAAAGUGAGAUCAACAUAUCUACAUAUGUAAAGAAUGUGACACUAAUGUUGAACAUAUAUUCAUUAUAUUAUGCAUGAGCCGUGACACGUGAAGGACAGGACUAAACUACACUAUUAUAGAAGUGAACCAUCACCUAAUGCUUCAGCAUUCUGUACAUAUUGUAGUGUGUAGACUCAUACACAUGACAAUAUAUUGUGCAUAUGUAAUCAUAAUGAAAAACAGACUUCAUGUUUAAGGUCUUACUUGCAGAUACAUUUUAAAAAGAAAACAGUUGAGAUCCACUGCAGUGGAAGCACAAUAAAUUUGCCUUAAGCUAGUACCUUCUGAGAACUGUUUGUAGACUGUCCAAUAGAAACCUUUCCAUGUAAAAAGACUGUUAGUUGGUGUGGGAAAGUUAGCACCAAUGUCUUCAAGUUUGGCAUGCCAUGGAUAUGGUAUGAUUGCUGGGAUGUGAAGCUGAAACAGAAAAGUGUCGUUAAUCUAGGAAUGAAUAAGGGAAUUCUGGAACAGAAGUCGAUCCUCAUACAUAUUGUUUAAGUGUAUGUUCACUGACAAGUCAUUGACCUAAUCACUAGUGUUUUCACAAAUCUGUCUACUUUUAAGAAUAUGAUGACUUUGAUGACUUCAAAAUUGGACAGCAUUUUUUACUGUCUUUUAAUAAAGGGACUAUUGAGGCAUUUUAUCUGCAGAAUGAGUUAAUUAUGUGCAAUCCCAUCUACUUGCUUUGAUGAUUAAAUUACCCUCGCUCCUCUCCACAUCAGAAGUUCUUAAUGCUAGCUACUUUCCAGUAAGACAAGAUUUAAGAGCAGAGACCAUAAUAAUAUAGUGAUGUGCAGUUAACAUGCUUGGGCCUCAAAACCUCUGGUGGAUCUGCUCUGUCUUGAUGCAGCCCCAGUUUAACAGUAAAUAUUGUUAGAAGUACACCCAUUGCUAGGCAAUGAGUGGUGAACAAGAUACGGCGAAGACAGAUUCUUGAUAAACAGUCUGUUGCUAAGUUACUCAACAGAUGAGGCUUUGGUUUCUGUGUUUGCUGUUCCACUCAGCAGUGGAAAGAGUGGGGUUAUGCAGCCCAUUGCCAGGCAACAUCUCUGUAAACAUUAUAUGCAAAAAUGCAACAGUAGGGCAAGCUCAUGCAGGAGUGGUGACAUCACAGAGCAACAGUAGGUGGCCGUUAUGUGACGUGUUUCCUGUGUGUCUGUCAGCUUGUGCAUGUGCAGUGACAUCACAGAGCAACAGUGGGUAGGAGUUGCAUGAUAUGUGUUUACUGUUGGUCGGUGUCGGUCCCUCAGCUAUAUAAAUGAGCAGAGUUCCUAAGUCGGCAGUGUGGAGAGAGAGAUAGUAGUGGCGGAAGCACGCUAACAGAGUGAUUUGAACCCGGAGUACAGGAGGUCGGCUUGUGAGGAUUUGAUGUGUGAUUUGAAGAGUUUAUGUGUGCAAUGGGAUUGGGAGUGUAAUUUAGUGAGACUUGUAGUUCUGCGUUUUAAUUGUGGCACCAGGAGAAGACUAGAGUGUGUGUGUAAAUCAAUGAUAGUGAUGUAUUUAAGUGUAAUUAAGAGAAAGUGUGUGUGUAACUGAAAUGCUAAUAAAUCCAUCUGGACUAGAACCCAUUAUUCUUGUCAUGUGUACCACCCUGCACAUUACAAUAUUAUUCUGUAAACAUAUCUUAAUAUGAUUCAUAAGGAUAAAAUGUAAAAAAAUAAAGCCGUUAUAAGAAGGUGCCUUUGAGAUCAUCUAAAUCACGGUUAAUGUUAGGAGUGAACCUUAUGCAUUACGUUGUCAUAGUAUCUUGCACACAAACACUGUAUAUCGUGUUUUUACUGGUGAUUCAACAAAGUGAAAUAAACAUGCAUAAUAAGUA